CUAAAUUAGUCAUGGAAUCAUGUAGUCAAUUAAUACGUUAUAUUAUGUCUAUUUGUAAUGAAUUUAAAUUAUUAUCAUCUAUCCAUAAUAUUAAUGAUGUACAUGAUACAAAUACAGUAAUAUUAAGAAAAUUAGAAUAUAUGACUGAUAAACUUUGUGAAUCAUUAAAAGGUUUAAUAAUACUUACUAAAGAAAUUGCAAAAUUUCUUACAAAUGAAUAUGAAUAUAUAUCAUCUCAUAAAAUGAUUCCUAUACCUGGUCCAUUAUUACAACGUUUAAAUGGUGCAUUGAAAUCAAUUCAAAAUUCAAUUAAAACAAUUCAUGAAUUAAUAAAAGAAUAAUUAUCAAUAUUUAUUUCAUGUAUUGAUUAGAAAAGAUGAGCAUUUUAAUAAUCCUCAUAGAAUAUAUUCAUAAAUGAAGAAUAUUUGAGCGAUCAAUUGUAUUCAAUAACUUCAUCAUCAGGCUCUAUACAGUUAUGAGUCCAUAAUUAUUAUGAUAUUUUACUAAGGUCAAAAAUAAGGCAUGUAUUAAUGAAUUUGACAAUGUUUAUUUUGGCCCACAACUGGAUCACCGAAUACCUAAACUGAAUAUUAUAAACAUCUUACCCCCUCUUUUUUAAUUACCUCUAUCUUGGAGAAUGCUGGUCAGCGGCCUAUGCUCCAUUGGGAGUAACAGGCGUAAGUAAGUAAG
This is a messenger RNA of Schistosoma mattheei, 690 nucleotides long. The record is from the annotation of a GenBank genome assembly. Lineage: Eukaryota; Metazoa; Platyhelminthes; Trematoda; Strigeidida; Schistosomatidae.